This is a messenger RNA of Aspergillus clavatus NRRL 1, 1485 nucleotides long. RefSeq names its product sugar transporter family protein. The coding region runs from base 1 to 1485 and encodes 494 amino acids. The record is from RefSeq and is a predicted model, not a curated record. NCBI's taxonomy places the organism in Eukaryota, Fungi, Ascomycota, Eurotiomycetes, Eurotiales, Aspergillaceae. The transcript is spliced from 4 exons. Gene Ontology annotation, cellular component: plasma membrane. Gene Ontology annotation, biological process: plasma membrane lactate transport. Gene Ontology annotation, molecular function: secondary active monocarboxylate transmembrane transporter activity.
AUGGCUCAACCUUACGAUGAGUCCUCCACUACGAGUGUGGAGGACAGCCAUCGCAUGAGUCCUGGAAGAUAUCUUGUUACUCGAGUCUCAACGCUGGUACCUCCGAUGAACCCAGCUCCCAACCCAUUCAAAGCGCUUGCAAUGCUAAACAAAGAGCAGUGGCUCUUCUUCUUGGUCGCUUUUUGCGGUUGGACAUGGGACGCCUUUGAUUUCUUUACCGUCUCCCUCACCACCUCCGGCCUGGCGGAAACAUUCGACAAAUCCAUCUCCGACAUUACCUGGGGCAUCACCCUAGUUCUGAUGCUCCGGUCCAUCGGCGCCAUCACAUUUGGCAUCGCGUCCGAUCGCUGGGGUCGCAAAUGGCCGUUCAUCGUGAAUAACCUCCUCUUCAUUGUUCUGGAACUCGGCACGGGUUUCUGCCAGACAUACAACCAAUUCCUCGCCUGCCGUGCUCUGUUCGGAAUCGCCAUGGGCGGCCUAUACGGCAAUGCAGCGGCUACCGCCCUCGAGGAUUGUCCCAUGGAGGCACGCGGUAUCGUCUCCGGCCUGCUGCAGCAGGGCUACGCCUUUGGAUACCUGCUAGCCACGGCGCUUGCACGCGCUCUAGUCGACACGACCCCGCACGGCUGGAGGCCAUUCUACUGGUUCGGUGCCUGUCCUCCCGUUCUAAUCAUUCUCUUCCGGCUCUGUCUGCCUGAGACUCAAGCCUUCCGCCAGCGCCAGGCCAUCCGCGCCGAAACCCGCGGCGGCGUGGCCUCGUCGUUCCUCUCAGAGGGCAAGAUCGCGCUGAAGCGCCACUGGCUGCUUCUGAUCUAUCUCGUCCUGCUCAUGGCCGGAUUCAACUUCAUGUCCCACGGCUCCCAAGACCUCUACCCCACCAUGCUCCAGAACCAGUUCCGCUUCUCCCCCAACGCCGUCACCGUCACCCAGGUCAUCGCGAACCUCGGUGCCCUCUCCGGUGGCACCCUCUGCGGCUGGGCCAGUCAGAUCUUCGGCCGCCGCUUCUCCGUCAUCGCCAUCAGCAUCGUCGGCGGCGCCCUACUCUACCCCUACACCUUCAUCUCCGAUAAGUCCGUCAUGGCGGCCGCGUUCUUCCAGCAGUUCUGCGUGCAGGGCGCAUGGGGUGUGGUCCCGAUCCAUCUAAUGGAGCUUUCGCCCGGUCCUAUCCGCACCUUCGCCGUUGGCACUGCCUAUCAGCUCGGUAAUCUGGUCUCGUCUGCGAGCUCUACCAUCGAGUCGACAAUUGGGGAGCGGUUCCCGCUGCCGCCGACGGACAAGGUCAAGCACCGCUACCAGUACGGUAAAGUGAUUUGCAUCUUCAUGGGGUGUGUCUACGCGUAUGUCAUCAUCGUGACCUUUCUCGGUCCGGAGAAAUUGGGCCGCCAGUUUGAUGCCGCGCAUGACUCGGACUUGGCGGCUGCGACUGCUGAACGGGGAGUCAUCGAUGAAGAUCUUGAGAAGGCAACGGCUUCACACAAGGCGUGA